AUGCGAAGCUGGAGCCCGACGUCCUACAACGUUGUCGUCAGCGCGUGCGAGAAGAGCAAACAGUGGCAGUGGGCUUUAGCGCUGCUCUGCGAGAUGAUGGAUGCGAAGCUGGAGCCCGACGUCGUCUCUUAUACACUAUCCGAAGUAGUGCGUGCGACAAAUGCGACCAGUGUAAGCAUGACUCUCGAGGCAGAGCCGCUCAAGAGGCCCGCAGGGCGCCCUGACGGCCCCGACACCUACAACGUUGUCGUCAGCGCGUGCGAGAAGAGCAAACAGUGGCAGUGGGCUUUAGCGCUGCUCUGCGAGAUGAUGGAUGCGAAGCUGGAGCCCGACGUCGUCUCUUAUACACUAUCCGAAGUAGUGCGUGCGACAAAUGCGACCAGUGUAAGCAUGACUCUCGAGGCAGAGCCGCUCAAGAGGCCCGCAGGGCGCCCUGACGGCCCCGACACGCCCCCAGCGCGACCUGGAAGAGUCCAAGACGGUCACACUCGUCGAAGCGAUUAG
This is a messenger RNA of Prorocentrum cordatum, 504 nucleotides long. The record is from the annotation of a GenBank genome assembly. NCBI's taxonomy places the organism in Eukaryota, Dinophyceae, Prorocentrales, Prorocentraceae.